Schizophyllum commune H4-8 is the source of this 2267-nucleotide messenger RNA. RefSeq lists its product as uncharacterized. The coding region runs from base 1 to 1956 and encodes 651 amino acids. The record is from RefSeq and is a predicted model, not a curated record. Lineage: Eukaryota; Fungi; Basidiomycota; Agaricomycetes; Agaricales; Schizophyllaceae. The transcript is spliced from 4 exons.
AUGGCGUACGUGAUGACGGGCUUGGGCUUGGGGGUGCGGGGCGUCUUGGGCGUGCGAGGCGUCUUGGGCGUGCGGGUCGCCGUCUUGCGCUUCUUCUUGGGCGGCGGGGAGGGUGGGGGUGAGAGGGAUGAAGAGGGUGAAGGCGAGGCGCGGGCGGUGGACGUGGAGAUGCGCGCAGACCGCCUCGUCGUUGGACCGCUGCUGCUGCUUGCCAUGGUUGCUAGAUCGUCGCCUCCCGAGACAGGCGCGAUCGACCAACGCCUGACGUCACCCGCUGCCCCGGACCGAACCUGCCUCCGCACUCGAUCACCUCCCUUCCCAAUCACGCGCUUUACACCGAACGCGCACCAGGACGCCAGCGCGCAACCUACUCGUCCGCCCCGCGCCCUACUCGUCCGCGCGCCCACCAUGUCCAUGCGCGCCGCCCUCUCCGCCCACGCCUCCCUCCUCGCCACCCAGUAUUCCACCCACCUCCCCUCCAUCCUCGAGCUCCAGACCGUCUUCCUCCACGACAUCCUCCCCGCGCUCGCCGAUGAGCUGGACCUAGAUGCGCCCGCUCAAGCCGCCGCCCGCUCCUGGCUCCAAGACACCAUCACCCUCUUCCACAUCGCCCGCCGCAACCAGUGGACGCGGAGCUGUGCGAUGGACGCGGUCCGCAAGACGCUCGUAUGGCGCCUUGAACAUCUUCCUGUAGCAAACGAGAUGGAGACGGACGCGGCCUACACUCCUCCACCCCACCUCCUCCCCCACCCCGACCCCGCCGGCCGGCCCGUCCUCGUCCUCAAACUCCGCGACCUCCCCCCACGCGCCCACCGCGGCGCCGUCAUCCGCGCCCUCGAGCGCCUGCGCGCACACCUCUGUCGCUUGAAUCACGAGCGGCCGGAGGGACCUUCCUCUCCGUCCUCUCCCUUGACUGCGGCUCCGUCGAGUUCCAAACCUAACGCCUCGACAUCGCAUACCCCCUCUCACUCCUUCGACGACACCUACGCUACCCCCGCCCUCCAAUACCUCCUCCUCCUCGACCUAUCCUCCCCUCCCUCCACUUCCUCCUUCCCCACCAUGAGCAUUCCGAACCUCGACCUCGACCUCAUCACCUGGACCCUGCGCGACGCGUCGCCCAAGUUCCCCGGCCUCGUCGCCGGUGUCCUCGUCCUCAACUACUCCUGGGCGCACGCGGGGCUGUGGGGCGUGGCGAAGAGGCUCAUACCUGAGGCAGGCUCCGGCGGUCGCGUCUGGUUCCCGACGACGGAGGAAUCGGUCGACUGGUUUGGGGAGGCGAAUUUGCCGGAGGAAUAUGGCGGCUCCCUUCAAUGGCCACUUCCCUCGCCACCCGACCGCUCAGUGUCACCCGAACGCUCAGCGUCGCCUACGCCCUCUGCCACCUCCGUCUCGUCGUCUUACGGCACCAGGUCGACGAGAAGCGCCUCGCCAACAAGUCCUUCCUCACCAACACCCGAAGACCUUGCACCCCCGCCCAUCCCACGCGCCAUCUCCCUCUCGCCCUUGUCGCUCUUGAACCCGUUCUUCGGGUAUCCGGCGCGGUCGCACGCUGCACCCUCUCCUUAUACCAUCUCACAUACGCCCGCCCUCCCGAGCCACCUCCGCAACCACACCCCGCAUCAUCGUCGACAUUCACAUUCCCUCCCCCACGGCCGCCGGCGCCGCCGAGAUCUCGCGCGCACGCUGCUGUGGUUGUUGUGGGCGCGGUGGGGCGGGGUGAUCAGGGCUGUUUUGUGGGCUGUCGCGCUGGGGUGGGCGGUGAGGGGGUGGAAGCGCAUCCUGGGGAGGGGGAGGGGGGCAAGGAUAUUCCAACGGGGAGGACGCAUGGGGAGGGGGGCUGGCAGAAGUGAACUAGGGAGGGAAGGUGGUGGAGGGGAAGGUGGAAGGAUACCGCAACGGGAGUGGGACGCGCUGUUGGCGCUGGUGUUUACUGGCUUUGGGGCGGCAGGGGUUUGAGGAAUGGGUCGAGGGACGGUGGGGGCCACCGAGCCGGAAGGGGAGGGAUGAUACCGCGCCGGGAGGGGAGGGAUGAUACCGCGCCGGAAGGGGAGGGAUAACACCGAGUUGGAGACGAAGGGAAGGGUCGCGCGCAAGCCUCCCAAUCUACCUCUCGCCUCUAUGCGUGGGCGCUCCUUCACCGACCCCCUUCUUCGCCAACGCCGCCUCGCCCUUCCCUCAUCUUGAUGCGCCCGGGCCCUUCUUCGCCAACGUCCCUCGCUUCGCUCGUCUUUACGCGCGCCUGUGGUGUGCGGUCGAAUGCUAACUCC